AUGGUUCCUCCUGAUCAAAUUCUCCUCCUGGUGGAACUUUAUACCCGGAAGCCUUUGCGAAGGCUGCUGGUGAGUUACAUUCAUUACUGCGAAUCAGUGGAAUUCUCAAAGAGACUAGAUAAGCUUUGUGUACAUUCGUCUCACCUCUUCCCCAUCCUGUCCCGCUGCCCCAACCCCCGCUUUUCGAUAUACCAUCUUCCGGGGUUUUCAAGCCCGAACACUUGUCUAGCAAAUGGAGAGCCUAAAUCUACCAAAAUGAAACUUGUAAAUUUCUGUGUCCCUGUAUGUAAGUUUACUUUUUAUGGAGGAAAGGUCCUAGAUAAUGGCAAAUGA
Messenger RNA from Pipistrellus nathusii (Nathusius's pipistrelle), 333 nucleotides. Lineage: Eukaryota; Metazoa; Chordata; Mammalia; Chiroptera; Vespertilionidae. The record is from the annotation of a GenBank genome assembly.